Oppiella nova is the source of this 861-nucleotide messenger RNA. Lineage: Eukaryota; Metazoa; Arthropoda; Arachnida; Sarcoptiformes; Oppiidae. The record is from the annotation of a GenBank genome assembly.
AUGUUUGGGCAUUCAACCAGUAAACUUAGAGGAAAAAUAGUAUGGAUUACGGGUGCGUCGAGCGGUAUUGGGGAGGCGCUCGCGUAUGAAUUGGCUGCUAAUGGCGUCAAAUUAGCCAUUUCUGGCACUAAUGUUAGUCGACUUGAAGAAGUGAAGAGGAACUGCAUCUCAUUGAAUCAAUUAAAAGAAGAAGACGUUUUGAUUCUAAGCUUUAAUGUGAAAGACUAUUCACAACACCAAAAGCAAUUCAAUUCAGUCAUCACUCACUUUAAAACGCUCGAUAUUCUGGUGUCCAAUGCGGGUAAGGGUCAGAGAGCAGAGUUCGCUAACAUUGACAUCGAUGUCGACAAAGAGAUGUUUGAAAUCAAUGUCUUCGGACUCAUUAAUUUGUCGCGAAUUGCUUUGAGAUAUUUCCUUCAAAAUAACAUUAAAGGGCAUCUCGUGGUCACUUCAAGUAUAGCCGGAAAAUCGGGUGCUCCAAACUCGAGCUCAUAUUCUGCGACCAAACAUGCCUUACAUGGUUACUUUGAAAGCGCUCGCAUUGAGACCAAAUCAAAGGGUAUUUCAGUGACAAUGUUAUGUCCCGGACCUGUGGUCUCCCGGAUUGCAGAGAAUUCUAUGGGUGCCGUGAAUUGUGUGCUUCCUAUUUAUCUGAUUAUCGUAAACAUCAUUGGAUUGAUUAGUGCCGCACAAGAGUUAUUGUGUCUUCAGAUCCUGUACGCAAUUCUCAUCACAUUAUCGCCACUAUUCCUGUUAUGUAUCGUUCCCUGGAUUAUAGUCUUUGGUAUUGUUAACCGUUGGGGUCCAGUUCCAAGACCCGGUCAACCCUCCCAUGUCGUUGUGGUUCAUCACAAUGUCUAA